GAGAGAGAGGAGAAGAGGAGAGAGGGAGGAGAGAGGGGAAGAGAGGAGAGGGAGGAGAGGAAGAGGAGGAAGAGAAGGAGGAAGGGAGGAGGGACAGGGGAAGAAAGGAGAAGAGAGGAGGAAGGAGAGGAGAGAGAGAGAGAGAGGAGGAAAGAAGAGGAGGGGGAAGAAGAGGAAGGGAGGAGAGAAGGGGGGGGAGGGAGGGAGGAGAGAAAGGAGAGAAGGGAGAGGGAGGAGAGAGGAGAGGAGGAGAAGAGGAAGGGGAGAGAAGGAGGAGGGGAGGGGAGAGAGAGAGAAAAGGAGAAGAAGGAGAGAGAGAAGAGAGAGGAGAGGAGGAGGAGAGGAGAGGAAGAGGAGAGGAGAGAGGAGGAGAAGAGGAAGGAAAGAGAGGGGAGGAGAGAGGAGGGGAAAGGAGAGAGGAGAGGAGGGAGAAAGAGAGAGAGAAAGAGAAGAGGGGAAGAGAGGAGAGGGAGGAGAGGGAGAGAGGAGGGAGAGAGAGAGAAAAGAAGGGAGGAGAAGGAGAGGAGAAGGAGGGAAGAGAGGGAGAUAGAGGAGAGGGAAGGGGAGAGAAAAAAGGAGGGAGAAGAAGAGAAGAGGAGGAAAGAAAGG
Molecule: messenger RNA, 609 nt
Organism: Leucoraja erinaceus (little skate)
Lineage: Eukaryota; Metazoa; Chordata; Chondrichthyes; Rajiformes; Rajidae
Exons: 3
Source: RefSeq, a predicted model, not a curated record